This is a messenger RNA of Cadophora gregata, 1774 nucleotides long. RefSeq lists its product as uncharacterized. Bases 58 to 1656 code for a protein of 532 amino acids. Gene Ontology annotation, molecular function: zinc ion binding; DNA-binding transcription factor activity, RNA polymerase II-specific. NCBI's taxonomy places the organism in Eukaryota, Fungi, Ascomycota, Leotiomycetes, Helotiales, Ploettnerulaceae. The transcript is spliced from 2 exons. Gene Ontology annotation, biological process: regulation of DNA-templated transcription. The record is from RefSeq and is a predicted model, not a curated record.
AGAACACCUCCAUUCAUUGACAGCUGUUGUGGACUUUGGUCGUCAUAAGCUUUCAAAAUGUCCGAAAUAUCAAAGAAAAGAGCACGAAAGCCGAAGACGAGGACGGGGUGUAUAACGUGCAAGAUCAGAAGGGUAAAGUGCGAUGAGGGCAAACCAUCUUGCGUGAAAUGCACUACCACAGGUCGGAAAUGCGACGGCUACGCAAACAAGGACCCUGAGCCCGUUGGAUUAGAGACAUGCACUAGAAGCGAUUGUUUGCUCUCGACGCGAAACAUAGCAAGAGCACUGUCGAGCAAUAUCCUUGAAAAUGGCCAGGAGAGAAGGGCUUUCGAGUUCUUUCGUCACAGAACCGCUAUUGAAAUGUCUGGAUUCUUCCAUUCAGAAUUCUGGGAUGGGCUACUCCCCCAAGCCAGUCAAUCGGAGCCGGCAAUCCUUCAUGCAGUCAUUGCACUGGGCUCUUUGCAUGAGCUGUACUGGGAAGGCGAGUCUGUGCUUCCAAGAGAUGCGGAGAUAUCAUCAAAGCGGGCAUUCGCAUUACAGCAGACUAACAAAGCCAUCGGAUAUCUGACGAAGCCUUCAACAUCUGCUACUCCUCGCUCAGGAGAGGCAGUGCUCAUGUCUUGUCUGCUUUUCGUCUGUCUGGAAACUUUCCAGGGAAACCACAAUGGUGCGCUGGCGCAUCUUGAGAGUGGGCUCAAAAUUCUUGGAUCCAUGGGCUUUAAUAAACCAGCCGUCGACACAGGUCUAAUUUCUUCAAGAGGAAGGAGUUUGGAUCACCACAUGUUGAUACCACUGUUUUGUCGCUUAGAUAUGCAAGCAUCAACAUACUUCCCCCGACGUCAAUUGUAUUACGAUUCACCUUUCGAAGACCAAGACUUGCCAGCUGAACCACCAGUUCCGAAGGAAUUCUCGUCAAUAACUGAAGCAAACAACAGCCUGCAGUCUCGAAUCUACGCGGUAGUACGAUAUACCCAACUAGUCCGCCAAUAUCGCGAAUCAACACGACUCGACCCAGAUAAGAGCGUUACAAGUCAACUGCCGAAGAAGCUUCUGAUUGCUCAGAUAGAACAAACGAAGCAACUCGGUCGCUGGCUCACGACCAUGAACGCCUUCUUGAAAGAACCGAAGAUAUCGUUGACGCCACAAGAUCUUCGGUGCAUAGUGUUGCUGAAAAUGCAGCAGAUUACGAUCAACAUCAUGCUCGCUUCGACGAUCUUUAAUGAUCAGACAGAGUACGAUGACCUUAAGACAGAUUUUGAAAGAGUUACUGUACUCGCUGCGAGUCUCCUCAAAGCUCCAGCAUCCUCGAAAGCUGUGCAGAGCCCAUAUUGCAGCUUUGACAUGACAGUCAUCCCGUCACUUUACAACGCUGCUUGUCGCUGUAGAGAUCCAGUCGUUCGACGGAAGGCAAUCGCUCUUCUCUCGAGUUCGGCGAGGCGGGAAGGAAUAUGGAACUCCGAUGUCUCGGCUGCGAUUGCACAGCGCAUCAUGGAUAUUGAAGAGGAUGGGCUGGGACCCAUCUCAAGUGCGCAGAGUGUGCCGAUGGAAGCACGGAUCCACAUCUUGGACAAUUCGUUCAUGUCUGGGGAGCGGAAAUGUUUUGUGAGGUUUCAGAAGGGGAAAACGGGGUUGAUUGAAGAGUGGAUUAGAUGGUAACCGAGCAUCUGGUGCAGUCUGUGGUCUGUUCAGCUAGACGAAGAGAACAUGAUGGAUUUCGUUUCGAACACAUCUACGAGGAGUUCAAGAAAGACUUGCUUAGCUAUGGAGCUGGUGG